Molecule: messenger RNA, 9919 nt
Organism: Salmo salar (Atlantic salmon)
Lineage: Eukaryota; Metazoa; Chordata; Actinopteri; Salmoniformes; Salmonidae
Source: RefSeq, a predicted model, not a curated record
AAUCUGUGUAUCACACUAGGCUUUCAAGGCCCCCAGUGAAUUGAUUUGAUACAAUUGUACUGAACUUUAGAGAACAUUUUAAAAUCGAUGAAUCUAUUCCGGAAGAAUCCACACUGUCAGAGAGGGGUGGAGUAAAAUAUUAUCCGUACAAAAUAUAUAUACAAAUGUUCUGUAUCGGAAGACGAUUACAGAAAAAUGACUAAUUCAUAUGCCAGUUAUUGGAUCCGUUUGUAGAUGCCCAUUGAAGUUGAUAUAGAAACGGGUAACAUUAGUAGGCCCCCUCCCCCGUCCCCGUUUCGUCUCUGUAGUCAUAAAGUAGUCUGGCUCAGCUGAAAGUCGCUCCUCAGUUGGCAAGAAUGUUUCGGCUCCCACGGAAAUCGCUAUAAUAAUUUUAAAGCAACACGGACUCUGACGUCGGAGGAACGGCAGCGAGCUAGAUGAAUUUCUAGGAUCACUGUCACAAGCCGGUUCAUUUUAAAGACUAGGGUAUAUUUUAAGAGAUACCAGUUCUACAAGCCAUAAAACACUUGUUUUACCGAUAACAUAAAGCUACAGGGUUUCACAACUUCCACAGAGCAGAAUGCCUGUGAAAGGAGUCGGGAAAGUGGCUGCGUAUCCAAGCAAAGGCGAAGCCAUCGGAAGCUCAGGAAUGGAGGAGACUGUUUGGGAGCAGCACACUGUGAACCUACAAAGGGACUCCAAGAUGGGGUUUGGUAUUGCCGUGUCUGGGGGACGGGACAACCCCAACGCGGAUAACGGAGAGAUGUCAAUCAUCGUGUCAGACGUCCUACAGGGUGGACCAGCUGAUGGACUCCUGUUUGAGAAAGAUCGUGUGAUCCAGGUCAACUCCAUCCUCAUGGACAACGUGCCUCAUUCCUUUGCUGUGCAGCAGUUACGCAAAUGUGGGAAGACCGCCAAGAUAACGGUGAAGAGACCUCGGAAGGUGGCUCUCCCCUCCCUGAAGCACCCGCCCUCCCCCGGAGGCGAGAGUCGAGACUUCGGCACCACCCGUUACUAUGACGCCGAUGACAACCAGAGUGACGGGGGCUGGCAACGUGGCAACGGUGGGCCCGGUUACACCCACGAGCCUCGUGACCUCACCCCCGACAACAAGAAUUACCUGGACCCCGACUACGGCAGCCGUGGUAAUCGGGGGAGGAGCCGGGGGAGGAGCCAAGAGAGGGCAUCGCCAAGCCCCGAGCAUCGCCGCGACAACAGCAAGGGGCGGGCCUUGGACCGGGAGCCGCCCAGUCCCGAGAAGCUGCGGUAUCCACGGGAACGCAGCCGGGGGAGCAGCACGGACCGGGAGAGAGGAGAAGGGGGAGGAGGGAGUCCAGGUGGGAGGAGCUACGGCCGGGGGGACAGCUACGAGCGUGGAGGGGGGAGGUACGGGGAUGUGGGAGGUACCGGAGGGAGGAUGGUGAAGAGUAAGAGUAGAGACCAACUCCAGGAGCCUUCCUCCCCGGACCUCCCAAGAGGAGGAGGAGCUAGAGACCUGGAGCCCCUGGAGAAACCUGUUAACGUCCUGCUGGUCAAGAACAGACCCAACGAAGAGUACGGUCUGCGUCUGGGCAGUCAGAUCUUCAUCAAGGAGAUGACCAGUACAGGACUGGCUACCAAGGACGGAAACUUACAGGAGGGAGACAUCAUUCUCAAGAUCAACGGGACAGUAACAGAGAACCUGUCUCUGAAUGAUGCAGGGAAGCUCAUUGAGAAGUCUAGAGGAAAACUCCAGCUGGUCAUCCAGAGAGACCGGAGACAGAUCCUCAUCCGUAUCCCGCCCCUCGUCGACUCUGACUCCGAACCUGAUGAUAUUUCAGAGAUGGAGUCCUACCAUUCCUACUCUCCCCAGGAGGACAGGAGAUCUCGCCAGUCUGACCUGUCCUCCCAUUCCUCUAAUGAGAGAGACUACCCCAGACCUCUAACCAGCUUGGAAGACUCUCCAAGGGUAGCCAAGAUGUCGGCUAUGGCCUCACCUUUCAGGGUUCCCCCUCUACAGGACCCCCCCGCCCCAGGCCCUGCUAACCUGGAAUCAGCGGGUCCACCACGCCUCGACGAGCCACAAGCGUCAGCAAAGACCACUCCUAAGAUCCUGUUACGCCCCAGCCCAGAGGAUGAAGAGCUCUACGGGGCUAACACGGUAAUGGUGAGUUUCCAGAAGGGGGACAGUGUGGGUCUGAGGCUGGCGGGGGGCAACGAUGUGGGCAUCUUCAUCGCUGGCGUCCAGGAGGGCAGUCCUGCCGAGGAGGAGGGCCUACGCACUGGAGACCAGAUCAUGAAGGUGAAUAAGGUAGAUUUCCGAGGCAUCGUAAGAGAGGAGGCUGUUCUCUGUCUGUUGGAGAUUCCUAAAGGAGAGGACGUCACCAUACUGGCCCAGAGUAAACCUGAUGUCUACAAUGACAUCCUGGUGUCUGGUCGUGGGGACUCGUUCUUUAUCAGGACUCAUUUUGAGUAUGAGCGGGAGACUCCCCAGAGCCUGGCUUUCUCCAGAGGGGAGAUCUUUAAGGUGGUGGAUACCCUCUACGACGGCAAGCUGGGCAACUGGCUGGCCAUCCGCACCGGCAAGGACAAACAGCUGCUAGAGAAGGGCAUCAUCCCCAACAAGAGCAGGGCUGACCAGAUGGCGAGCGUCCAGAACUCCCAUAAGGCCGCUGGGAUGGACCGGGCUGAUUUCUGGCGUCUGAGGGGUCAAAGGGCAGCCAAGAGAAAGGAUCUGAGGAAGAGCAGAGAGGACGUCAGCACUACGCCCAUCGCCACACGCUUCCCAGCGUACGAGAGAGUCGUGCUUCGAGAGGCUGGUUUCAGACGUCCUGUGGUUCUGUUUGGACCUAUAGCUGAUGCAGCCAAUGACAAGCUUGCUAACGAGCUGCCUGACCUGUUCAUCAUCGCCAAAACGGAGCCUAAAGAUGCCGGUUCAGAGAAAUCCUCAGGAGUAGUGAGACUCAACACCAUCCGCCAGAUCAUCGAGCAGGACAAGCAUGCCCUGCUGGAUGUGACUCCCAAGGCGGUGGACACUCUGAACUACAGCCAGUGGUACCCCAUCGUCAUCUUCUUCAACCCAGACAGUAAACCAGGGGUUAAGGCCAUGAGGCAGAGGGUGAUACCUGGAUCUAACCGCUCGGCACGCAAACUAUACGAACAAGCUGUCAAACUGAGGAAGACCUGUUCUCACCUCUUCUCUGCUACUAUUGAGGUGAACUCGGUCAACGAUGCGUGGUACGGCAGUGUCAAGGACUCUAUCAGAGAGCAGCAGACUCAGGCUGUCUGGGUGUCUGAGGGGAAGCUGGACGGCACGGGGACAGACCUUGAUCUCCAUGACGACCGCAUGUCCUACCUGUCAGCCAUGUCGGCCGACUACCUGAGCAUGGACAGCCGACUGGCCAGCGACUACGAUGACACGGCGGACGAGGGCGGGGCUUAUACGGAUAACGAGCCGGACAAUGAACCGGCCGAUCAACUGCCGGUGUCAGCUAUCAGCCGCUCCUCUGAGCCCGUGCUGGCAGAGGAGAUAUUGCGCAGGUGCAGUCCAGAGAUCCGUGGUGGCAUCAGGAGGGUGGGCAGCAGGGAGGUGCUCAGCAGCGCCAGCCCAGCGCACGCGUUUGUGCCUGACCCCCCCAAGGUGAAGCUGUUGUUCAGGGAUGAGGUAGUCCCUCCCAGGGGGGUAGUAGGGGCGUACGACGCCCCCCCCAGCCGUGGCUACGACUCCCACUCCUCCAGCCCUGCCAGCAACGACCCCCCUCCUCUCCCUCGCUCCCUCAACUCCUUCGGCAAGGCCAAGCCCCUGGCACUGCAGACCCCCGUCACCCUCAAACCCUCCUAUAAUAUCCAGGACCCCACCAGCAGCACAGCCCCAGUCACAGUGGCCCCUAUGGGCCCGGAGGAACCAGAGGAGAACCCUGAGGACCCCAGCCUCAGGUCGUUCCUGGGGAAGGUCAAGGCCUUUGAGAAGAUGGACCACUUUGCACGCGCUCAGAGGAUGCUGGAGCUGCAGGAGGCACACAACGCCAGGUUGGAGAUAGCUCAGAAGCACCCAGACAUCUAUGCUGUCCCCCUGAAGACCCAGAAACUGGACCACAGCCGGCCUCAGCCUAUAGGUUCCAGCUCGCAUCCUGAGCCCCAGACCCAUCCCUCCAAGCUACCGUACUCUGAGAGUCGUGGGUUCUACCUCAGCGAUGAGGAGGAAGAGUACCGACGCCAGCUGGCUGAACACACCAAGAGAGGCUACUACCAGGUCAACAACCAGAAAUACCAGGACACUGAACUGUAGACUACACCCCUACAACCAGAAAUACCAGGACACUGAACUGUAGACUACACCCCUACAAACAGAAAUACCAGGACACUGAACUGUAGACUACACCCCUACAAACAGAAAUACCAGGACACUGAACUGUAGACUACGCCCCUACAAACAGAAAUACCAGGACACUGAACUGUAGACUACACCCCUACAAACAGAAAUACCAGGACACUGAACUGUAGACUACACCCCUACAACCAGAAAUACCAGGACACUGAACUGUAGACUACACCCUACAACCAGAAAUACCAGGACACUGAACUGUAGACUACGCCAUCAACCAGAAAUACCAGGACACUGAACUGUAGACUACGCCCCUACAACCAGAAAUACCAGGACACUGAACUGUAGACUACACCCCUACAACCAGAAAUACCAGGACACUGAACUGUAGACUACGCCAUCAACCAGAAAUACCAGGACACUGAACUGUAGACUACGCCCCUACAACCAGAAAUACCAGGACACUGAACUGUAGACUACACCCCUACAACCAGAAAUACCAGGACACUGAACUGUAGACUACUCCACUACAACCAGAAAUACCAGAACACUGAACUGUAGACUACACCCCUACAACCAGAAAUACCAGGACACUGAACUGUAGACUACACCAUCAACCAGAAAUACCAGGACACUGAACUGUAGACUACACCCCUACAACCAGAAAUACCAGGACACUGAACUGUAGACUACACCAUCAACCAGAAAUACCAGGACACUGAACUGUAGACUACACCCCUACAACCAGAAAUACCAGGACACUGAACUGUAGACUACACCCCUACAACCAGAAAUACCAGGACACUGAACUGUAGACUACACCCCUACAACCAGAAAUACCAGGACACUGAACUGUAGACUACACCCCUACAACCAGAAAUACCAGGACACUGAACUGUAGACUACACCCCUACAACCAGAAAUACCAGGACACUGAACUGUAGACUACACCCCUACAACCAGAAAUACCAGGACACUGAACUGUAGACUACACCCCUACAACCAGAAAUACCAGGACACUGAACUGUAGACUACACCCCUACAAACAGAAAUACCAGGACACUGAACUGUAGACUACACCCCUACAACCAGAAAUACCAGGACACUGAACUGUAGACUACGCCAACAACCAGAAAUACCAGGACACUGAACUGUAGACUACGCCCCUACAACCAGAAAUACCAGGACACUGAACUGUAGACUACGCCAUCAACCAGAAAUACCAGGACACUGAACUGUAGACUACGCCCCUACAACCAGAAAUACCAGGACACUGAACUGUAGUCUACGCCAUCAACCAGAAAUACCAGGACACUGAACUGUAGACUACGCCAUCAACCAGAAAUACCAGGACACUGAACUGUAGUCUACGCCAUCAACCAGAAAUACCAGGACACUGAACUGUAGACUACACCCCUACAACCAGAAAUACCAGGACACUGAACUGUAGACUACGCCCCUACAACCAGAAAUACCAGGACACUGAACUGUAGACUACGCCCCUACAACCAGAAAUACCAGGACACUGAACUGUAGACUACACCCCUACAACCAGAAAUACCAGGACACUGAACUGUAGACUACACCCCUACAACCAGAAAUACCAGGACACUGAACUGUAGACUACACCCCUACAACCAGAAAUACCAGGACACUGAACUGUAGACUACACCCCUACAACCAGAAAUACCAGGACACUGAACUGUAGACUACACCCCUACAACCAGAAAUACCAGGACACUGAACUGUAGACUACACCCCUACAACCAGAAAUACCAGGACACUGAACUGUAGACUACACCCCUACAACCAGAAAUACCAGGACACUGAACUGUAGACUACACCCCUACAACCAGAAAUACCAGGACACUGAACUGUAGACUACACCAACAACCAGAAAUACCAGGACACUGAACUGUAGACUACACCCCUACAACCAGAAAUACCAGGACACUGAACUGUAGACUACACCCCUACAACCAGAAAUACCAGGACACUGAACUGUAGACUACACCCCUACAACCAGAAAUACCAGGACACUGAACUGUAGACUACGCCCCUACAACCAGAAAUACCAGGACACUGAACUGUAGACUACACCCCUACAACCAGAAAUACCAGGACACUGAACUGUAGACUACACCCCUACAACCAGAAAUACCAGGACACUGAACUGUAGACUACGCCAUCAACCAGAAAUACCAGGACACUGAACUGUAGACUACGCCCCUACAACAAGAAAUACCAGGACACUGAACUGUAGACUACACCCUACAACCAGAAAUACCAGGACACUGAACUGUAGACUACACCCCUACAACCAGAAAUACCAGGACACUGAACUGUAGACUACACCCCUACAAACAGAAAUACCAGGACACUGAACUGUAGACUACACCCCUACAACCAGAAAUACCAGGACACUGAACUGUAGACUACACCCCUACAACCAGAAAUACCAGGACACUGAACUGUAGACUACGCCAACAACCAGAAAUACCAGGACACUGAACUCUAGACUACGCCCAUACAACCAGAAAUACCAGGACACUGAACUGUAGACUACACCCCUACAACCAGAAAUACCAGGACACUGAACUGUAGACUACACCCCUACAAACAGAAAUACCAGGACACUGAACUGUAGACUACACCAUCAACCAGAAAUACCAGGACACUGAACUGUAGACUACACCCCUACAACCAGAAAUACCAGGACACUGAACUCUAGACUACACCCCUACAAACAUAAAUAUUUUACCCCCUUUUUCUCCCCAAUUUUGGUCUUGUCUCAUCACUGCAACUCCCCAACGGGUUCGGGAGGCGAAGGUCGAGUCAUUCGUCCUCCGAAACAUGACCCGCCAAACCGCGCUUCUUAACACCCACUCGCUUAACCCGGAAGCCAGCCUCACCAAAGUGUGGAAACACCGUUCACCUGACGACCGAGGUCAGCCUGCAGACCUACCGGGCCACAACAAGGAGUCUCUAGAGCCCCCACGACCAAACCCUCCCCUAACCCGGACGACGCUGGACCAAUUGUGCGCCGCCCUAUGGGACUCCCGAUCACGGCCAGUUGUGAUACAGCCCAGGAUCGAACCCAGGGCUGUAGUUACGCCUCUAGCACUGCGAUGCAGUGCCUUAGACCGCUGCGCCUCUCGGGAGGCCAAAGUGUAGCACUAUUAUACAUCCUACCACCAUACCACACUUCCCUAUACAAAUCCUAGGACACUAAACUGUAGUGCCCCUCCUUUCCUGGACCCCCGACCACCUCUUACCACCCUAUAGUUCUAACACACCUCUUACCCCCCUAUAGUUCUAACACAGCUCUUACCACCCUAUAGUUCUAACACACCUCUUACCACCCUAUAGUUCUAACACACCUCUUACCACCCUAUAGUUCUAACACACCUCUUACCACCCUAUAGUUCUAACACACCUCUUACCACCCUAUAGUUCUAACACACCUCUUACCACCCUAUAGUUCUAACACACCUCUUACCCCCCUAUAGUUCUAACACACCUCUUACCACCCUAUAGUUCUAACACACCUCUUACCCCCCUAUAGUUCUAACACACCUCUUACCACCCUAUAGUUCUAACACACCUCUUACCACCCUAUAGUUCUAACACACCUCUUACCACCCUAUAGUUCUAACACACCUCUUACCCCCCUAUAGUUCUAACACACCUCUUACCCCCCUAUAGUUCUAACACACCUCUUACCACCCUAUAGUUCUAACACACCGGGCUGGUUGAAUAGAGACAAACAAACACACACUGCUGAGCCCUGCUCUGAUUGAUCUAGCUCAGCUCAGCUCAGCGUGCACACACACACACACACACACACACACACACACACACACACACACACACACACACACACACACACACACACACACACACACACACACACACACACACACUUACCGUUCCACUGGGGCUCCGACCCACUUGCCUGACCCUGCACCGAUCCGCUGCUGACUUGGAAGCCGUCCCGCUUUUAAGUUUUUCUUAAAAACGUUUUUUUUUGCUUCAACGAAGUAAAUGGAUCUGUCCUCACAGUCUUUAUUAUUAUUAUUAAUCCUAUUUCUUUCUAUUUGCUUAUUUGAUUGAGUUGUUUCAGACUGUUAUUUUGAUACACUGUUCUGUGCUGUUAUUAGGGUUGUGACAUGUUUAAUCAGGACCAUGUUAUUUCUUGCCUAUGCAACUCCUUCAGUUUGUACCGCAGAGACAACUCAAACCUCUUGCCACGAGUCCCUCUCCUCACUCUGCCAGAACCUUAAACCUUAACCUUAAGUGUUCCAAGCUGUGGCUUUUUCUCCUCACUUUUUUCUCUUUGUACUAUUAUCCAAUAUAACCAGCUGCCUCUAAACUAGUUUAAAAGGUCACCUACUGUAUAUUGUUAUGUCUAGUGUUUAUACUCCUAUCUUGGCAUUCCUUCCUAUAUGAUCAUGCGUCUGUGUAUACAUACAGUACAUAUUAUCUCUCUCUCUCUUUAUAUAUAUAUGUGUGUAUAUUUGUAUAUAUAUAUAUGUGUGUAUGUGUGUGUAUAUAUAUAUAUAUAUAUAUAUAUAUAUAGAAAGAGAGAGAGCAAACGUAAGAUAUAUAUAUAUAUAUAUAUUUAGAGAGAGAGAGAGAGAGAUAUAAUAUAUAAUACACUGGAAUUUGUUUAAAAAAAAUGUUGAAGUGCCUUUUACUUUCUGAUUAACAUGAGGUUUGGGGACGUCGGUGCGCCCCAGUCCCAGCCCAUGUCCCUGUCCUUGUCCCCUGGACCACACUACUCAGCUGCUCUCAAGCUUUUAUGGAAAACAGGGCACAAGAGACACCAAAACCUUAAUUCCAUCCCUACUGUACUGGCUGUCCAUCCGUCCCUGUCUCCCUUCCUCCACAACGACACCCUCUGUGACCAGUCCUGCCCUGUAUGUCUCCCAGAGAUAUGGCCAUGAUGUGGGCAACAUUCAAUCAAAACCGCUUUCCGGAUUUCCUGGUUAUGAUGACGAUAACAUUCCUCAAGCAUGUUUGGACAUUGACAUAAUGUUCACUAUGUCUUUCACAAGAGUAAGGUGCUAUUUGUCUUACCCGAAGAAACCUGAAGCACGGUUUUGAUUGAAUAGCACCCCAGAUCAGGGUGGUUCAGGGAGGAGGAGUGAGGUUGGAAAUGUGUGAUUGGUUGAUAUGUGUCAGUCAUUUCUGUGUUGGAGUCUGUUCUGUCCUUUAUGGUCUCAGCUCCACUGUCCAGGGGUUUCUACUUGUUAUUACAUGCUUGAUUGUAUCUCAGUUCACACUAUACAUCCACCAAUGAGAGAGAGAGAGAGAGAGAGAGAGAGAGAGAGAGAGAGAGAGAGAGAGAGAGAGAGAGAGAGAGAGAGAGAGAGAGAGAGAGAGAGAGAGAGAGAUCUGCCGUGGCGUUUCACAUUACAGCACCAAAUAAAAUUAACAGUCUUUCGCUGACCAAGUGGAGAAUGUCUGUCUUAUUUUUUUUUAACUAAACAUUUGAAGGCUCUAUUGAUUGAAGCACUAAGGGCUUUUAAAGCGUGGAAUCAAAAAUGUUCUCAUCCACUUCCCCAUUCAUCAUCCUGUCAAAUACAAGAAUAAACCAGUUUGAAUACCUUUCAA